Cercocebus atys (sooty mangabey) is the source of this 828-nucleotide messenger RNA. RefSeq names its product synaptonemal complex protein 3-like. NCBI's taxonomy places the organism in Eukaryota, Metazoa, Chordata, Mammalia, Primates, Cercopithecidae. Gene Ontology annotation, cellular component: synaptonemal complex. The record is from RefSeq and is a predicted model, not a curated record. Gene Ontology annotation, biological process: spermatid development; meiotic cell cycle.
AUGGUGUCCUCUGGAAAAAAGUAUUCCAGGAAAUCUGGGAAGCCGUCCAUGGAAGAUCAGUUUACGAGAGCCUAUGACUUUGAGACUAAAGAUAAGAAAGAUCUGAGUGGUUCAGAGGAAGAUGUUAUUGAAGGGAAGACUGCAGUCAUUGAGAAAGGUAGGAAGAAAAGGUCUUCUGCAGGAGGUGAAGAUAUGGGGGGUGAAGUACAGAAUAUGCUGGAAGGAGUUGGAGUUGACAUUAACAAGGCUCUUCUUGCCAAGAGAAAGAGACUAGAAAUGUAUACAAAGGCUUCUCUCAAAACUAGUAACCAGAAAAUCGAACAUGUUUGGAAAACACAACAAGAUCAAAGGCAGAAGCUGAACCAAGAAUAUUCUCAGCAGUUUCUGACUUUGUUUCAGCAGUGGGAUUUAGAUAUGCAGAAAGCUGAGGAACAAGAAGAAAAAAUAUGUAAUAUGUUUCGACAGCAACAAAAGAUUCUUCAACAAUCUAGAAUUGUUCAGAGCCAGAGACUGAAAACAAUUAGACAGUUAUAUGAGCAGUUCAUAAAGAGUAUGGAAGAGUUAGAGAAGAAUCAUGAUUAUCUACUUACUGGUGCACAAAAUGAAUUUAAGAAAGAAAUGGCUAUGUUGCAAAAAAAAAUUAUGAUGGAAACUCAACAGCAAGAGAUAGCAAGUGUUUGGAAGACUCUUCAAUCCAUGUUAUUCUGAUGACUCUUUGAAGAAAGAACUUGAACCUAAGUAAUAUGAUACAAUUAUAAUGUUAGCUAAGAAGCAUAUUGUAAGUCUUUAGAAUAGUUUAAUUGUAACAUCUUUAAUCAUAAACCUGUU